AUGAAUGAUCACCGAAUCAUGGAUGCAUUAUACUUGUUAUCCUCGACCAAGAUAAAAGAAAGAAACAAUGCUUUAGACGAGCUAACAACCGUUUUGAAAGAAGAUCCUGAAAGGAUACCGACUAAAGUUUUGCCAACUACAGCGGAUGCUCUGGUAGAGCUACUUGCAUCUGAACACACAAAAUACUGUGAAAUCCUUCGAAACUUGACGGAUCUAACAAAGAACAAGUUAUCACUAAGUGAAAGCAGAUUAUCCACAGUAUCAUAUGUUUUAAGAUUAUUUGUGGAGAAGACAUGCACACGAUUUAAAGUGAAAACAAUUAAGCUGCUUUUGUCAGUAGUACCUGAAUUGAUGGUCAAAGAGAACUCCAAAAGUUUAUUAGAUGGUGUUUCAGUCCACUUGUCGUUUGCCCUGGAUACCUUGAUCAAAAGUGACCCUUUCAAACUAAAAUUCAUGGUACACCAAUGGGUGUCUUUGGUGGACAAAGUUUGUGAAUAUUUCAGCCACCAAAUGCGAAUAUCUAUAGUCGAUAAGACACUUACUAAUUUUAUAUCGAUUCUUCUAAAUUUAUUAACAUUAGAUACAGUCGGCAUUUAUCAGGUGACAAAGACAAUCAUUUGGAGCGUUAUAGACUUUCUAAGGCUCAAUAAAAAGGAAAAUGGUAAUACAAGGUUGAUAAUGUCCUUAAUCAACCAAUUAAUUUUGAGGUGCCACUGCUUAAGUAUUAUUGAUAUACUGAUGCUCAUUAAGGAAACAUGGAAUUACAAUCUCACAAUCGGACAUACUUCCAAUGAAUCAGUACAAGACCAGUUAUCACUGUUCGAUGUUACUUCGAGUGAACUAAUGAACCAAAAACUGCCCUAUAUGAUUGGCCAAGAGAGCUACAAAGAAGAGCUUCGUUCCGAAUCAUUUCUGUCUCUAUACCGCGAAUACAUUCUUUUACGUUUGAGUGAUUACAAACCUCAAUUAUUUACAUUAGACUACAUUGAAUGUUCAAGUUUUCGAGAUUCAGACGAUAAAAAGUCGUGGUUUGAACUGUGUGAUUUCAGGCUUAGGGAUAGUAAUGGUACAUCAGUUUGGCUAAAAAUACUAGGAAUAACAAAAUCACUGUUGACAUAUUUUGCACUGAACAGCAAACAUGAAAAUACAUCUUUGUUAUUUAAAAAGAGGAGAUGUGAUUCGGAUAUAACUUCUAUUCUACGGGUCUCAGACGAUAUGGACACAUUUCUUAUCCACCUUUUGCGGGAAGAAAACUCACACAAAUUGGAAUUGAUUGGGCUACAGUUGUGCUCAUUUUAUGGAGCACUAAAAGAUUUUACUCAAAAUUUUACUAUGCAGUUGAAAGAACUUCUCUUUUCUAAAUUCGAGAAAGUUCAAUCAUUUAAUUUGGUAUGUUUUACAUUCAUCCCUUUGCUAUCCCAACACAAAUGUAAAAUCAGUAAUGAUGAUAUGACGCGCUUAUUCAAAGUUUGCUUACCAUUAGUGAAAUCAAAAGAAUCAUGCCAGAUUAGCUGUCUUUUGCUAGUUAACGCAAUAAAAUUUUCGAAACAACUUUUAUUAGACGAGAAAACCGUUAAUCAAAUUUAUGAUCUUUAUGAAUUAUCUGACAUUUCAGGACCUAUAUUAAUCUCUAAUGAAUCGUUCAUGCUAUGGGGGUAUCUUCAGCAUUUUGGAAAAGAUUUUCAAUCUAUAAAUGGUUCGUCCUCCUCUGAUAGAAUCUUUGUGUGGCUAAAAUCAAAGUGGAACCAAUUGCAUGAAAUUGAUGAUAGGCAGGAUCUGUUCCCCAAUUUCAUAUCUUGGUUAGGCAACAAAUAUGAUACAAAAGAUCCAUUUAACGAUAGAAAAUGCAGGAGAAAAAAGCCAAUUUUACCAUUUUGGGAUGAAAGCUGUCAUAUUUGGCAGCACUUUCAGAAACAGCGGGAAUUUCUUCUUGGUAUAAAAUCUGGUGAAAAACUGAAAAGUUAUGAUACACCCUUCUUUAAUAUACCAAAAGUGGCCUUGAACCUUACCAGGUACAACGAAAUUAUUUACAGGCUACUGGAAAAUAUCGAAAACGAAACAUCGCUGUCACCUCUACAAAGGUUUAGAUGGGCGGCAAAAAUGCUACAAAUUGUAGACAAUCUCUGUGGAGACUCUACUUUUUCUGAGUUCAUAUCAGCGUAUAAAAGAACAAUUUCAUUAACUCUUCCACAUCUCACUUUCGAUAAUCUUGCCUCUUAUGGAUUAUUCUUUGAGGAGGUUUUGUCAAUACACACGGCAAAUGUCAACCACUUGGUAUUUGAUAAAAUUGAUAUGAAGGGCAUUGUUAUCGAUUUCAUUAGAAUGCAAAAAAGCAAAUCCAGGACAGGAACUUCUAUCGUUAAUCAUUUUCAAGCCUCCUCUGAAGACGGCACUUGGGAUCUUAGCCCUGAUGCGAGAGGACAUAAGUUCCAAGGACGUUACCACUCAGAUAUGGAUAAAGCAUUUCAAGCUUAUCUUUGGGCUUCAGAGGGGAGAAACGUCUCGGAGCGUUUGGUUGCUAUAUUGGAAUUCUCUGACUGUAUUACGACCGAUAUAUUCAUGUCUUGCCUUGGCGCUUUUUGCCAAUGGCUAAAGCAACAGAUUGCGGAUCAUUCUCCGUAUAAUAAAGUUUUAGAGGAAUUCACAGAAGCUCUGGGAGAAAAGUUGCUUUGCAAUCAUUAUAGUUCUUCCAAUCAGGCUAUGUAUUUGCUUACCUCAUAUAUCGACGCAAUUAGACAGCAGUGGCUAUCAUACCCUGACAAAUCCUUGAAUUCCGAUUGUAAUGAUAUUCUCGACUGGAUAAUAUCAAGGUUCGAAGAUAAUUCGUUCACUGGUAUUGCACCUACGAUUAACCUGUCCAAACUACUACUCAACCUACUUCAAUACCACGAUCUUUCCCACGGAUCAGUCAGAGGGGGGAAGCAAAGAGUAUUUGCUACAUUUACCAGGUGCUUACAAAGGGUAGAUCCAUGCGCAAUUAUUAACGAAUUGGACAUCAUUUCAAACUACAUGGCCCAGGUGAGCUACAAAAAUCAAAGUAUAAUAUUUUCUGAAGUCAAAAACUUGUUUGGUUCCCCUCAGCAGAGUCUUGAAAAAUCAGCCUUUUACUCACUUACAAUGUCUAAAUUAUCAUUAGUUUCUUACCCAAGCUUGGUAUUUUCUUUGGAAGACAUGAUGACAUAUUCAAACUUUAACCACACGCGCACGUUUAUCAAACAAGCAUUGAAACAAAUAGCAAGUGAUUUAAACCAUCAAGAUCUUAUGCAGCUCUUUGAGUUCUGCAAGUUUGAUCUAAUCAUGUACUGGUUUAACAAAAUCAAAGUUCCUAAUGCCAAACUUGAAACAGAAUGGGAUAUAUCUCUGUUUGAAUUUGAUGAUAUGCAUCAAUUUUUGGCAAAAUAUCUUGUUGAGAUUUCUGCAAUAUAUUUUUCUCACGGUUUUAAUGAAAGAAAAGUCCUGAAAUUAUUACAUGAAAUUUCCGAACAUGACGAUGCCUACCUGGUUGAAAAUAGCUAUUAUCUAUGCAUACCACUUGCCUUUAUCGGUGGCGGUAUAAAUGAACUAGUAUUCGAUAUAAUACCUCAAAUAUCAGGUAAAACAACGGCAAAAAAUUACCAAAAAUACCGUUUGUUAAUGCUAAAAUGGAUCAUAAGGUUUACAGACCUAGGCUCGCUAACAGAGGUUCGGUCAAUCAUUGAAAAACUAUAUCCAGAUUCCUACCUUGCCAAAUAUUUGUUUGAGAAUUCUACUGCGUCUAUGAGGUACCAAUACCCACUUCAUAUACCUUUAAUUGCCGGAACAAACUUAAUCCAAAAACACUUUUCUAAUGAAGAAAAUUCCGCUCAAGAAUUCAAACUGUUGUUUCUUUCAGUUGUCACCGACCUUGAAGAAGCGUCGACUCAUACAGGAAAAUUACGAAGUGUCAGGGAAUUGAAGUAUCUCUUUGUGAUAUAUGAAAAUAUACUUUUAAACUCAUCAAUCUCGAACUUUAUCAUAGUUCGACUUUCAAAGUUUUUGGUUGAUAUACAAAUCCAUGAUGAAAUUAUCACAAUUUUCAACUCAAUUUUCAACCUCGUUGACAAAAAUAUGCUUAUGGUAGAACGGUCGUUGUCCAUCUUCUUUUGCAAAGUUUUCAUAUAUUUGAGAGAGAACAAUAAAGAACUCAAUCCGUCCUUUAAAAAAACUAUAAGGCUUAUAGAGCACUGGAACCUCAUGAAAAAAAAGACUUGGAAACACUGCCUUGAUGCGAUACUCGGAAAUAUGAUUCAAGAUGACAUAUAUGAAAACACUGAGGUAUUGGAAGCGAGUGAUUGUGCUACAAACGACGUUAUAUUACUUUCUUUACUUUUCUCACACGCUAGGAAACCAGUAACGUCAAAGAUAGAUUAUUUCGUUUCUAGUACAUUUGCGUGUAACAUUCUAAAACAUCACGUUCCGAAGGAAUAUCUCAGUCUAAACUUCAAAUUGUGGUUCGCAAAUCUCUCGAAUAAAUUUUCACAGGAAGAAGUAAAAGUAAAUACUUCAUCAGCUCUCAGCAGUGAUAGUCAUCUGAAAAAUUUUGAGGUCGUAUUUGGUCAUCCUGGUUUACCGUACACAAUAUACGGACGUCUUUCAGCGUUUAAUAAACAAGCCGAAUUAUAUAGUUCUACCAGAACAUUCUUUCUUUCGGAGUGCAUUAUGACGUACUUGGUGGGUUAUUCAAUUGAUAAUACAGGAAGCGAGUUUGGCGUUACUGGGGAAAUUUUAGAUGAAAACAAGGACAAAAUUGCUCCAUUGGAUAAGGACGUGUUGAACGCUAUGCACCCAUUAACUAGUAAAGCUCAAAUGGAUACAUUUCUACGCAAUUGCUAUGCCUCACCAAACGAACCAUAUGGCAGUUGGAUAGCCAAGUUUGCUUGUGGUUUAGUUCAUCACAUCUCAUUUAAUAUACCCCACAUAGUGUGUUUGUAUCCUUUGUGCAAAGAAUCAAGCACUUUUUGUGAAUCAGUGCUUCAAGAUUUAUUUUUCCUUUCGAUGACAUUUGAUCCAAAGAGCUGUUUAAAGUGGAUUAACCAGAUAUUUUCCCAAUUAUCAAUACUGCUAAAUGCUAAAGAUUUCAAAAUAAAGUUGAGGUUGCUCUUUAGUGUAGUAAAAAUGAUAAGAAUGGGUUCAAGAUAUAAAGAAAGAAACUGUCUGCGUGCUUAUUCCUGCUUGGAUUUAGAAAAUAUUUGUCAAAUCUCUCUUCAAAUAGAAGAAUUUGAAUUCGGUUAUUUAUUAUUUGAGGAAAUGAACAUGCCAAAGACCGAAGAGAUGAAUAUAAACACGCUUCAAAGAAUUUACGAAUCCAUAAAUGAUAAUGAUUUUAUAGCAGGUUUGCCUGUUCCACAUUCAAUCAAUGGAGUUUUAAACUCCAUUAAUAGAAUUGAAUCAAAUACAUGGAAGCGUUUUCUCUUCAAUAACGCUGACUUUGAUGCAAACUAUACCGGUUCAUCUAAAGAAGAAAGAGGGUCAUUAAUUAAGGCUACAGAAGAGAGCGGUUUCUACGGACUAACAAGUUUAUUAGAAAGCAGAAACUCAGGAUCCAGUGAUGUUUAUAAAUGGAGUUUGGAAUUAGGAGAUUGGAAAUUGUUGACUCCAAAACUGAUUGAUUCCAAAGCGAAAGGUUUAUACAACGCCAUAAAAAACAUACCGCGAGAUAUUGACUAUGCUGUUAAGAGUUUAGAGGACUCCUUAUUAACAGUUUUUGACUGUCGACAGGACUUCCCCAACCUUGAGGAAUGGAUGGAUACUUUAACCGCAAUUAUUGAAUUCAUGAAAAUAGCGUCAACUUCUCAACUUGGCACUUCUUUUCCACAUACAUUGAAAUCUAUCAUGAAUGCUGACGAGGCAAAACUAAAAAUUACAGAUUUCCGUGAUCACAAAAUAACAUUGAAGAGUAGAUACACUUUAAUGAACGUGCUUUCUAAAAAUACGCUAGAGCAGAACGCAAAACUUUCGAACUACUUACAGCUUGGCUCUGUUAUUCAGCUUGCUAAUUACAUUCAGAUGGCAAUUUCUAACGAUGCGUCUCAAGAUGCGCUACGAAACGCUACUUUAAUGAACAAUAUAGUCAAAAAUGCUAUACACUCGUAUGAAGACUCUUCUGUAUCAUCCCAAGUCGAAAGGUUGGCAAGUUACGUGUCUGCUAAUGCCCUUUGGGAAUCUCGCGAGUAUAAAACACCCGUUAUGAUAAUGAGAGACCUUUUAGAUUAUGAUAAGAUGGACAUUAGUGGAAGCGAACAAUACAACAAUUUUAAAUCACUUCUCGACAUUUCAAUGGAUCAAGUUAAAGCUCACUUAGUCAAGUGGAGUUCUGAAUCCAGACUUGAAUCAGCUGCCACGAUAUAUGAAGAAAAUAUUGUGAAUUGGGAUAUAAACGUGGACGACCAUGAAUCAAGCUCCGAUGUCUUUUAUACACUUGGCAGCUUUCUUGAUGAACAAGCCCAAAAGUUACGAUCAAACGGAGAGAUUGAAGAAAAAGAACGCAGAUCACAUACUGGGAAGGCCAACCUGAAAGCUUUGGAACUAAUAUACAAAAACACGAAAUUACCAGAAAAUGAAAGAAAAGAUGCCAAAAGACAUUACCAUCGUGUUGCAAUACAAUAUAAUAGAGAUUCUGAGAUAUUAAAAACUUUGCUUCUUCAAAAAGAGAAGUUCUUAUGGCAUGCGCUUCACUUUUAUCUCAACACCUUAGUUUUCAGUAAUAAGUACGAUAAUGACAUUAUUGAUAAGUUUUGUGGUUUAUGGUUUGAAAAUGACGACAAUAGUAGGAUCAAUCAGUUGCUAUAUAAAGAAAUUGGUACGAUACCAAGUUGGAAGUUUUUACCUUGGGUAAAUCAGAUUGCAUCAAAGAUUUCAAUGGAGGAUAACGAAUUUCAAAAGCCAUUGCAGCUAACUAUGAAACGCCUUCUCUAUAAACUACCAUAUGAUUCUCUCUAUUCAGUCAUGAGUAUAUUACUAUAUGACAAACAAUCUAAUAAAGAUACCGGCAUAUCCCAAAAAAUCCAAGCUGUCAGGAAGAUUCUUUUAGAGCUACAGGGAUACGAUAAAGGUGCUUUUGCAAAGGAGUAUUUACUUCCUGUACAAGAGUUUUGUGAAAUGUCUGUAGAAUUAGCAAAUUUUAAAUUUGUGCAGAAUACAAAGAAGCUACAUUUAGCUAAUUUGAAAAUUGGACAAUAUUGGCUGAAUGAGCUGAAAUUAGGGAAGUUUCCCUUACCAACUAGUGAAUUUGCUAUCAGGAGUUCCGUUGAUGGAAGGAAAGCUCGCCCUUAUAUCGUAUCCGUCAAUGAAACCGUUAACAUCACUAGUACUGGAUUAUCCUUGCCAAAAAUAAUCACCUUCAAUAUUUCUGAUGGAACAACACAAAAGGUGUUAAUGAAGGGCAGUAACGACGAUUUGAGACAAGAUGCCAUUAUGGAACAAGUAUUCCAACAGGUUAACAAAAUUUUAAGAAAUGACAAAGUGCUAAGAAAGUUGGACUUAGGUAUUAGAACAUACAAAGUGAUUCCGUUAGGGCCAAAGGCGGGAAUAAUUGAAUUUGUAGCAAACUCUACAUCAUUACAUCAGAUUUUGAGUACACUACAUAAAGAUGAUAAGAUAACAUUCGAUCAAGCAAGGAAAGCUAUGAAAGCAGUCCAAACAAAAUCGAACAAAGAGAGACUGAAAACUUACUUGAAAGUUACUAGCGAGACAAAACCUCAACUAAGAAAUUUCUUUUUUGACUCUUUUCCUGAUCCAAAUGACUGGUUUGAAGCUAAGAAAAAGUACACAAGAGGUGUUGCCGCAAGUUCUAUUGUCGGAUAUAUAUUGGGUCUAGGUGAUAGACAUUUGAACAAUAUUUUACUCGAUUGUUCAACAGGUGAGCCUAUUCAUAUAGAUCUGGGCAUCGCUUUCGACCAGGGUAGACUGCUACCCAUUCCAGAAUUGGUUCCCUUCAGAUUAACCAGGGAUAUUAUAGACGGAUUUGGAGUCACAGGUGUAGAUGGAUUAUUUAGACGGAGCUGUGAAAGAGUCUAUGCCUUACUAAGAAAGGAUUACAUUAAGGUGAUGUGCGUUUUGAAUAUCUUGAAAUGGGAUCCGCUUUAUUCAUGGGUAAUGUCGCCAGUCAAAAAGCAUGAACACCUAUUCGAAGAAGAGAGUGAGAUUAUUUCUACUUUUGAUAAUGUCAGUAAAUUUAUUAACAUCAGUGACAAAAACGAAAACCAAGAAUCUUAUAGAGCUCUGAAAGGUGUGGAGGAAAAAUUAAUGGGUAAUGGGUUAAGCGUCGAGUCUAGUGUACAGGACUUAAUUCAGCAAGCAACAGAUCCGUCGAAUUUAAGUGUUAUAUACAUGGGAUGGUCACCAUUUUAUUAA
Saccharomyces eubayanus is the source of this 8370-nucleotide messenger RNA. It is a transcript of the gene TEL1, whose product is annotated as DNA-binding protein kinase TEL1. Gene Ontology annotation, molecular function: protein serine/threonine kinase activity; protein binding. The record is from RefSeq and is a predicted model, not a curated record. Gene Ontology annotation, biological process: DNA repair. Lineage: Eukaryota; Fungi; Ascomycota; Saccharomycetes; Saccharomycetales; Saccharomycetaceae. The transcript has a single exon. Bases 1 to 8370 code for a protein of 2789 amino acids.